Molecule: messenger RNA, 2732 nt
Organism: Schistocerca nitens (vagrant locust)
Lineage: Eukaryota; Metazoa; Arthropoda; Insecta; Orthoptera; Acrididae
Product: fork head domain-containing protein FD4-like
Exons: 1
Coding region: 48-938 (296 amino acids)
Biological process (GO): anatomical structure morphogenesis; regulation of transcription by RNA polymerase II; cell differentiation
Molecular function (GO): DNA-binding transcription factor activity, RNA polymerase II-specific; RNA polymerase II cis-regulatory region sequence-specific DNA binding
Source: RefSeq, a predicted model, not a curated record
GCGAGCGAUGUUGCUGGAGCACUGCGAGCGGUCCGCGUAGAGAGGAGAUGCCGCGCCCCAGCCGGGAGUCGUACGGCGACCAGAAGCCGCCCUACUCGUACAUCUCGCUGACGGCGAUGGCCAUCUGGAGCUCGCCCGAGAAGAUGCUGCCGCUGGCCGACAUCUACCGCUUCAUCACCGACAACUUCCCGUACUACCGGCGCAACACGCAGCGCUGGCAGAACUCGCUGCGCCACAACCUCUCCUUCAACGACUGCUUCGUCAAAGUGCCGCGCCGGCCCGACAGGCCGGGCAAGGGCGCCUACUGGACUCUGCACCCGGACGCGCUGGGCAUGUUCGAGAACGGCUCGCUGCUGAGGCGCCGCAAGCGGUUCAAGCUGCUCAAGACGGACAAGGACCGCCUGGAGAACGAGCUGGCCGCGCUCGCCAACAUCAACAGGUUCAUGUUCGCUCCGCCCCCGCCGCCGCCGCCCCCGGCGCUGCCGCCGCCUCCGCCGCCUCCGACAGUGCCCGAGAUCACCUCCGUGGUGCCGAGCCAACCGGCGCCACGGCCGAAACGCGACUUCACCAUCGAGAGCCUCAUCUCGCCGGACAAGCCCUCGGAGGUGGCUCCGUCGACGGCGGCGGUGGUCGUGCCGCCCCCGGCCGGCGCCCCUGUGACCGCCCCCGCGCCGCGGCUGCAGCCGCUGGUGUACACGCCGGCGCCGUGCUACCUUCACCACCAUCAUCACCACCACUCGGCGCCGCCCCCGCCGGCCCCCACGUCGGCGAGCGCCGCCGCCGCAGCCGCCGCCGCAGCGGCCGCCGCCUACCUGCACCACCCGUGGCUGAUGGCCGGACCGCCGGCCGCCGCCGCUCCCGGCUUCUACCCCGAGGUGCCCGGCGUUUCGCACGCCGGACCUAUCUUCAGGUUCAGCCCGACGCUGCGGUCGGUCUGACCCGCGGCGCACGCCGUGGCCGCCGCCCCGGACUGCGUGCUGCCGCGGCGGCUCGACGCCCACGCGAUGCCGGUGCUGCCGCCCUCUGUUCCGCCGUCGACGUCGUCGUCGUCUUCGUCGUGAUGGGAAGCGGUGCACUAGCGCGGGCAACCCGGUGUAAGUUUCUCAAAACAAAUCUCUGUCUCCAGUAUUUCUGCCUUCUCUAAAUUAUACCGCUACAUUGCUCAUUCCUGCAUUAACUCUCUGUUGUCACGGACAAAAUUAGCUGUGCUAUACGCGUGAUGUCUUACGUGAACUUAUGUGCACAAAGCUAGUUGAAUAUUUGUGGUCGAACUAAACGCAAUGCGACUAACUGUGAGGAGAAACACGAACAAAUAUAUCGUGCUUUUUCGUGUAUAUGGUAUACUCGGAUUUAUCACAAACUGCCUGCUUCCAGUCUUGCAAAGAUGACUCGUUUAGUGUUGUAUUAUUAGUUUUGGGCACAUUUCAGUCAUCAGGAACAAUAGCAUAUUAAAAUCAUAUUUUUGACGCAAUGAAACGCUUUACACUAGUAAACAUCGAAAUGUUGGGAACACAUUGUUACUUCAUUGCUGUAUGACUUGUGCUGUGGUGAAAUGUUAAUUUACCGAUAACAAAACGCUUCAGACUACUAAACGUCGAAAUCAUCAGUAAAAGUAAAAAAAAAAAAAAUCUUUCUAUCUGAUAAGCAAUGCACAUACAUCUAAUAUUUCGUUUGUAAUACUAGAUUCUGAAAUAUUUUUGUCAGUUGAGGGAAACAGUGUUAUCUGGUCAUCACCGUGUCCGCUUGUACUUCGGCGAUUGUUACUAAUAAUACAUUAAAAAUUCAAGAUUAAACAUAGCUGUAGAGGAAUGCCAGUAGUUAACGGCACUACCGAGAAUACAGCUUUUUGGAAACUGGGAUUCACCUCAAAAUUUCUAUAGUCAAUCACCUUGAGUGUCUAAUUAAAUAUUACGUGAUUGAUGCGGGCAAGUAUGAAACAUUAAGUACAGCGCUGAACCAGUUGUCACCAAGUGAACGGCAGCAGGCGAUUUGUUACAAAUCUGAAAACUACGGUGCAGUUAUAAACAGCGACGCGGUAACAUGGUACUCUUCUACGGAAUUUCCUUCUGUAAAUUGAAACCACAACAUUCCGUUAAUUUUAUGUUGUCGGCAACCCACGAACCGCCUGUAAACACGAUGCGCAGCCGGCGGUCUCUCGCUGAUUUUGUCCGAGGCACCAGGGGGCGGGGGGAAUGGAGCGCAGACCGCCCCUGUCAAAUCCCACCGACCCACCGGGUUGCCCGAGCUACAAGUAAGUGUCUAACAGUUGUCAUGGAAACUGCUAGCGGAUGUCUGGUGAACUGUGCCCUGGUGUGCUCGACUCGUUCUGCCGUAGAAACUGUAUUAUCUGAAGUAGCGUUACCCGGUAUUAAGUGUAGCUGUGAGUUUGUCCCAAAUUUAGGCCUAGCCCUCCAUGUGACACAACUUUAUGUCCCCCCAUCCUUGCUAGGCGUCGCUCUAAGUACUGAACUGUAUCCUUACUCUCACUGCUGAGACAAUGUACUUUCAAUAUGAAGUGUAAACUCCUGGACGCGUUUCUUCUAAUUCAAGCCAGAGACAUGUUGUUUACGUCACGGUUUUCAGCAGUUAAUUUCGGAAAGGAUCAAUUUCUUUCCUAGUACAAAAAUUGAUUCAUGUAAACAGAAAUACAGCAGAGAGACUGUUUCUCCUAUAGACGAGAAAAAAGAAUAAAAAAAGAACGUUAAAUAUUUGUAGCUAUUAAGCAUGUUGAC